Molecule: messenger RNA, 2270 nt
Organism: Onychostoma macrolepis
Lineage: Eukaryota; Metazoa; Chordata; Actinopteri; Cypriniformes; Cyprinidae
Gene: fgf16
Product: fibroblast growth factor 16
Exons: 3
Coding region: 393-1004 (203 amino acids)
Biological process (GO): positive regulation of endothelial cell chemotaxis to fibroblast growth factor; animal organ morphogenesis; positive regulation of gene expression
Cellular component (GO): cytoplasm
Molecular function (GO): growth factor activity; fibroblast growth factor receptor binding
Source: RefSeq, a predicted model, not a curated record
AGUUUGAGACGCAGCCCUAAACUCCUCUAGUGACUCGCAGCGGCGCGGUGAGAGAGACUGCGAUUACAGCAAUAAAACACAGACACGCAGUCAGGAGAACUUUACGCACUGCGUGGCUUCGGUAUUUUGUCAGUGAUUGCCGGUUGAGCGCUAUUUGACGCACACGCAGACUUCAGACUCACUGAACGAUCCGCCACAGACAGCAGCAUCAGGUCUGAAAGUUGGAGCAGAAGCUCUGCGUUGACAUGCUGAAGGUGAAGCAGCAGGGAUGUCAUCCAGGCGUGGCUCGGGGAGGAUAUGGAUGUCUAUAUAAAUGACUCGUUCAGUCUGAUCACGGAUGAAAAGAGCGUCUCUCUCCUCUCCGCUCUCUAAACACGCAAAGUUUGCUCGCCAUGGCAGAGGUGGCAGGAUUCCUCGGGAGCAUCGAUCUGGAUUUGCAGGCUUUUCCAGCUUUAGGGAAUGUGCCUCUGGCGGAUGGUUUGAAUGAGAGAUUGGGUCUGAUUGAGGGCAGACUGCAGCGCGGGUCGCUCACGGAUUUUGGCCACCUGAAGGGCAUCCUGCGCAGGAGACAGCUCUACUGCCGCACCGGCUUCCAGCUGGAGAUAUUUCCUAACGGGACGGUGCACGGAACCAGACAGGACCACAGCAGAUUCGGUAUUCUGGAGUUUAUCAGUCUGGCCGUCGGGCUGGUGAGCAUACGAGGCGUGGACGCUGGUCUUUAUCUGGGGAUGAAUGAGAAAGGUGAACUCUAUGGGUCGAAGAAGCUGACGGCAGAGUGUGUUUUCCGUGAGCAAUUCGAGGAGAACUGGUACAACACGUAUGCAUCCACACUCUACAAGCACGCGGACACUGGAAGAUACUAUUACGUGGCUCUGAACAAGGACGGCUCGCCUCGAGAAGGCGGCAGGACUAAAAAACACCAGAAGUUGACUCACUUUCUGCCCAGACCCGUCGAGAUUGAGAAGAUACCCCAAGCUUACAGAGACUUGUUCCAGCAUAGGUGACCAGAGCAUCCGUCAGAGUUGCUGUGUUGGAGAGGCGCAGUAGAGGUGCUGGAUGGGAAAGACGGACGCUGAAGAACAUUAAGAAAUACAAGACCCUACUUCUCUCGCCUCACAGCUGUUUAUAUUUGGGUUCUGGUCCAAAAUGAGGAGGCCCUCUCCAAUGGUGAUUGAGAUAAACAGUACGUGUGUGUCCUGGAUGGCUCUGUUUCCUCUCCUUAAUGGGUUUUAAACCACAGAGAAGAGGGAACAUUCCUGCAUCCAAAGCUGGAGCCAAAAGAUGUCUUGAGGAAGAGGUGUUGACUUCAGGGCCUCGUGACGUGUGUCAUGCAAUCACCCUUUCUUUAGACACUUUUUUUUAAGGUGGACCACAUUUUGGGCAUGUUCUCACUGGAAAAACAAAAAAAAAGGGUCUAAACCUAAAUUUAUUGUGUAACUUGUCACCUGAGCAUAGGAAGUAAAACUGCCUUUGACCGUUGAGAUAAAACUCAACAUGCCCAGUCUGGUGACCCUGGGGCCAAAGUCACGUUGAAAGGUCAUGAUGCAGCACUUACCAAGAAGACGGACAUGGGGAGUAUUCCCCAAACUUCCUGUAGGACAAAUGCAAAGCAAGAGCUUUUCAAAUUAAAUAUACCUUUAAGGGCACUUAAAAGGAGAAAGAUGCUUUGAAGAACAAUGACCAGCUUCUACUGAAACAAUACCAAUUUUGAAUGGAAAAAGCACCAAUUGUGAGACGGGGAAAAAGUAACAAGGCUUUAUAAUAAUACAACCUUUUCCUAGAGGGGCUUACACAGAUGAUCUUCUGUCUGCUUCCUUUGAAGGUUCAGGAGAGUUCACAUAUUACAAAUUUGGUAGAAAAAGCUAAUCAGCAGUGGCAAAGUGAUUAGUUGAAACGAAGGCAUGGUGCUUGCUGAAGGGUUCGGUAGAGGCUUUGGUCAUUUGACUAAGAGUGACUUAUAAUGUUCAGGUUGUCAGGAACAUUAUUAAAAUGUAAGUGAAAGACGUGUAAAUAUGGACAAACCUAUUUAUAAAAUGUACAAUAUAUUUAUUUUCUACAUAUAAAGAAUAAUUAUAAAUCUAUAUAUAAAUAUAUUUAUUUAUUUCAAAGGCUCUAUUUUGUAAUGAACUUGAAGUUAUUGGAACUGUAGAUUCUACUGAAAUUAUACAGAAGGGCUAAACCAUUUGACCUGAAUGACUGACAAUAUAAUUGUCCUGCUAUUGUUUAUUGUUGGUGACCAUAUUUGCAAAGAUUCUCUGUACCAAUUAAAA